UAGUAGGAACACCACGUCAUUUGUCAAAACGAUAUUUAAUCUAGUUGUCAAACAAAUUGUCGUUAAAAAAAUCGAGUGUUCUAAGUCCUUUGUUUAUUUUAAUUCAUACUUAUACAAUGUAGAGGAAGAAAUUGUUAUUUUCCAUACGCUGGUACCAGUGUCGCCGUCAAAUCAAUGAGUUCUAUUAUUAAUGUUUUUACUGGUUUAUUCAGAAAUUGUAAAUAAAAACAUAUUGUUUUUGUUAACCUUUUAAGACGAAGGAGAACCUUGGUCAUUAAGAUCAUAAUGGGGUCCCCAAGCAAUGGGAUCUACAUUCUGCAAGGGGAGAUCACACUAGUGGUGACGGCGAUGAGGCGCUCAUCUCGCUGGUCUGCCCAUUCUCAGAGAGACGAGGACGGAGACCCACUUCUGAGCAGUUUUGCGCAACUCAAAGAUGUGCUCAACAACAUCACUGAACUUGUGGAGAUUGAACCGAACACAUACCUGAGCCCAUUUCUGGAAGUGAUACGCUCAGAGGACACCACAGGCCCCAUCACUGGCCUGGCUCUCACCUCCAUCAACAAGUUUCUCUCAUACGGUCUUGUGGACCCUAAACGUGAUGUUGCUGCAGCAGCCAUUGAGAACAUUGCAGAUGCAGUGACUCACGCCCGGUUUGUGGGCACAGAUCCUGGCUCUGAUGAAGUCGUGCUCAUGAAGAUCCUACAUGUUUUGAGGACCCUUUUGCUGUGUCCAGCUGGUGUUCUGCUCACAAACGAGUCGGUGUGUGAAAUCAUGCAGUCUUGUUUCCGUAUCUGCUUUGAAAUGAGACUCAGUGAGCUACUGCGCCGUUCUGCCGAGCACACCUUGAUGGACAUGGUUCAGUUGCUCUUCACAAGGCUACCCCAGUUCAAGGAAGACCCCAAAUGGAAUGCUAACAUGAAAAAGCUGACCCAGAAAAAGUGUGAGCAGGGUAACAAUGUUCAGAAGAGACUACAUAUAUUGGCACAGACUUUGUUUUGCCUGGGUUAG
This is a messenger RNA of Dreissena polymorpha, 1008 nucleotides long. Its product is annotated as Golgi-specific brefeldin A-resistance guanine nucleotide exchange factor 1-like. NCBI's taxonomy places the organism in Eukaryota, Metazoa, Mollusca, Bivalvia, Myida, Dreissenidae. The transcript is spliced from 7 exons. The coding region runs from base 286 to 1008 and encodes 240 amino acids. The record is from RefSeq and is a predicted model, not a curated record.